Bactrocera oleae (olive fruit fly) is the source of this 4388-nucleotide messenger RNA. RefSeq lists its product as uncharacterized. The record is from RefSeq and is a predicted model, not a curated record. Lineage: Eukaryota; Metazoa; Arthropoda; Insecta; Diptera; Tephritidae. Gene Ontology annotation, molecular function: DNA-binding transcription factor activity, RNA polymerase II-specific; zinc ion binding; RNA polymerase II cis-regulatory region sequence-specific DNA binding. Gene Ontology annotation, cellular component: nucleus. Gene Ontology annotation, biological process: regulation of transcription by RNA polymerase II.
UAUUAAUUAUUUUAAUGUUUGCUUUAAAUAAGCAUUUCAUUUUCGUUAUAUGCACAAUAACAAAUGGGUUCCAUGUUGACAGAUAAUACGUAAUAUUAAUAUCUCCUCUAUCCAACCAUACACAUCUUAACCCUGAAAUCAUGGGUUGGUAUACUAAAGUUUCCCCGUUUUUUCUUGUAUUUGUUAAUACAUACAUUUGAAUUGUUCCUGGUUUUAUAUUAUCCUUUUGAUCGUGAGGUAAAGCAAUAAAUAUAUAAUAAACUUUUGUUUCGCAAAUAUUCUUGAAAGUUUUCAUUAAUGUUAUCCAUUACAAUAUCUGUUCACAAAAAAGUUUUUAAAUUAAUGCUUUUAUUUACUUCUCUGUAUCAGAAAAGGCAGAUUUCGAUCAGGUGAUCUCAGCUGUGUAACACACACAGGAAAACAGCUGACUCUGGUUACUUGUAGUUUUAUACAUGGCCUAAAUUGAAAGUGUCAAAACAGAUGAUGUUUGUUCCACGAAACAUUUGCUUGUACAGAGUGGUCACAUUAAUUGAAGUCUUAAAUACUAUUUUUAAAAAUUUAACUAUAAGUUAAUUCUUAUACUUGAUUUUAUAUAAUUUAUAACUUUAAAGAACAAUUCCAUAGUUUUUAGGAUUACUUCACUUAAUAGGUCACAUUAUGACCUUCCACAUUCAUACCAUCACGUCCUUCUUGUUUAAUAAACAAACAUAGUUCAUAAUUACACAUCACUUGCAAAGAGCUAUCGAUAAAAGUUAAAUUUGUUAAAUUUGCAUUAGAGUACAUAAUUAUACGAAAUGAAACUACAAUUUAAUCUGCGGAACUAAGAUUUUUAGCAAUAUAUAGUUGAGAAAGGAUAUGAUUCCACCUCUUGUGAUUUAAAUAGUAAUAAGAGAUAAUGGAAUCCAUAAAUAUAUGGCACACUACUGUAAACUCAAAUCACAUUUGUCGAAUAUGUUUACAAGAAAAUGUUGAAUUGUUUUCUAUUUUUCAAGAGACACAUAAAAGUGGUGUAACUAUAGCUCAUAUAUUGUCCGAGUGUUCGCGAUUUCCUGUCAUAUCAACUGAUAAUAUAUUACCACAACAAAUGUGCUCCUUUUGUAUGGAAAACGCCCGGGAUGCUUAUGACUUUAAACAACGAGUCGAAAAGGCUUAUAUAUCAUUAAAGGGCUUAGAAAAUAGCUUUUUUCAAAGUGAAACCAAAAUAGAACCCGUUAACAUUGUUUUUAGUGAACGAAGGGAUUAUGGUACACAAACUGAUAAGCUGAGCUUACAUCCAUGUGAAAUGUGCGAAAUGAAAUUUUUUGAUUUGAUGGAACUGCGGCAUCAUCGAAAGCAAGUUCAUCACAACAGCAAUUUGCAAUGUCGUAUAUGUGGUGUACGCUUUGAACGCAUUAGGCAAUUGCGAAGCCAUUUAGUUCACAAGCACCCCAGUGUGGGUAUAGCAUUGGAUACACAAUGCACCAUAUGUCGCAAGCGUUUUUCUCGCAGAGAACAUUUAAAUCGUCAUAUGCGUAAUGUGCACCAUCAACCUGAAGAAGCGUCAAGUCCUAGGGUGUCUCUAAAAGAACCGGAAAUCGAGCUUUCAAGUCAUGUGGGCAAAAAUAAUGAACGAAACGUAUUCCAAUAUAUUGAAACAAAGAGUUCGACUCUAGAUACACAGAAGCCUAAAAUUUUCCUGAAGUCCGAGAAAAUGUUUAAUGCCAUCGACAACGAUAGCUUUGUCGGUCCAUCCCAUUUUUUUGAAUGUGGUCAAAAUGCAUCGGAUGAUGUGGAAAGCGAUAUUAAUAUGGAUACCAACCCCAUUUCAAGUGAUGACGAAGCGCAAGAUGGUGUGCAAUUUUCUGAAGAUAUAUUACCUCAAUUAAAAUUAGAACAUGAAGCUGGAAUCAAAGUGAAAUGUGAACUAGACGGAUCAGUGGAUGAUUUCGACAUUAUGCGCAUGGCUCCCGAUUGGGACCAAAGCAGAUCACCAGUAUCUAAUAAUGACAUUAAAAAAGAAGAAUUUUUAAAUGAUGGAGAUACACAGAGUUCGAGUGCCGUGAAACGAAAGUCAGAUAAAAAUGAAGAGCCGGAAAAUGACGUCGCCGAUAGGCGGCGUAUUACAGAAGUUGUUGAUGAAUUUCUUGCCCAAAAUUCUGCUGUGGACCAAACUGCAAAUUCUGAAAAUCGAUGCACAAAGUGCCAGCGAACUUUUUCGCGUCAUUGUCAUCUGCGUCGUCAUAUGUUGACCCACGUCGAGGAAAAAGCGCACGCAUGUAACUAUUGUCCAAAGCGUUUCGCGCGUAGUGAUCAUUUAAAAAAACAUAUUAUAAACUUGCAUCACACGAAAGAGUUUAAAUGUGAUCAAUGUAACAGCGCUUUUGCACGUUCUGUAGAUCUGGCGAAGCAUAUAGAAACCCGUCAUGGAAGCGAUCCGCAAGCCCAUAAGAUUCACAAUUGUGAAUAUUGUGGGAAGAAGUUUACAAGCCGAACAUACCUUCGAAAACAUGUACUGAUGCAUACCGACCGCGUAUUUGCUUGCAAAUUUUGCGAGGACACUUUUAAGGAGCGUAAAGCUUUGCGUGAACAUGAGAAGGGUCAUCAUAGUGAUCGUCGAAAUUUUCUUUGUUCAGUAUGCGGUGAAAGUUUUGUACGCAAUGAUUAUCUGCGUGUGCAUAUGCGACGUCAUAAUGGCGAAAAGCCAUAUAAAUGUCAAUACUGUGGAAAGGGGUUUCCCCGUGCCACUGAUGUUAAAAUACAUGAAAGAUAUCAUACGGGUACCAAACCAAACUUAUGCAAUCUAUGUGGCAAGGGUUUCCAUCGUGCUUAUAAUCUGACCAUUCAUAUGCGUACACAUACAGGAGAACGGCCUUUCAAAUGCGAGGAGUGUGGACGUGGAUUUGCUCAAAGCAAUGAUUUAAAAGCACAUAUACGACGACACACCGGUGAACGGUUCAAAUGCCGUGAAUGUGAUGCAGGGUUUCUACAGAUGUACGCACUUCGGCAACAUGCACUUGCAGCUCAUGGUAUAUACAUGGAGCCUGCAACGGGUCGUUUACAGAGAUUCAAUCCUAGUGAAGCACUGGCACCAGGUGCAGAGGCAAUAUCCCCCAACGAUUUGGUACAUCCAAGUGGUGGUCAUAUGGAAAUAAUGCAAGAAAAGCCUCAUCAGCAAAUAGCGCAAACAGAAAAAGGAAUUAGUUCUCUUAUACCACCAGCUCAAUCUUCAGAGUAAGAUCAAUAUUUUGGCCACACUCGAGCCAUGAUUUUUUAAAAGUUAAAUUAAAGAAAAUUACAAUCUUAAGAAGGAGGGUUCUACAUAAAACAGAUCCACCCGCAGAAUAGUCACCUCAGCACAUUUCGUGCUGUUAAAACAAAGGCAAACAAUAUAAGUAGUGCAUAGCUAAACUUAGCAAUUACUGUUUUAAAUAUAAUUUUCAGUGCAAUAGGGAUAGGUUCAACUUGGUCUUUAGAUUUGUAAUUAAUGGAUUAAAAAAUAUUUCAAAGUUAACUUAUAUAUUAUUCAAUAUAUUAAUUUAGCAUAUAAUGAUUCAACAAAUUUAAAACAAUCUGCAUUAUUUAUCGUCCAUACAUAUUUAUAGUGAUAGUUCAGAAUCUGUUAAUAAUUAACUAUUCAUAGUAAGGCCUCCGCUUGAAGUUGGAUACUUUCUGCACAUCAUUAAAAUUUACAAACAAUAUCGUUACUAUUGCAGUUUAAAAUAACCAAACUAAUGUACCGUAUUCUAGAACUUCAUUGUGUCAGACGUGUUUUUGUUGUAGCGGCAGAAUUUUGCCGAGUUAACAGUCCUUGGCUGGAUAAAAAUCCGGGUCCUUCCAGUUACGUAGAUCCGACCGUCGUGGGAACGGGUCAGUCGUGUUGGACUAUCUUCCUUUGAAGCUAAGACCAAAAUAAUAAAUUUUCACUGUCACUGAUAUUGAACUGUUUAUAUAAAGAACAAACUAAUUUGUACAAAUUUUACAAUUUUCUUCAUGCCAAAUUGGUUUAUCUUAUGUUAAAGAAACUUACAUAUAUACAAGUAUAUUCUUAUACAACUCCUUCAUUUAUUGCUUUUAAAAUACACAAAUUUACUCAUUUUCUGUAAAUAAAGCACUUUAAAACAUAAUUAUCAUUUUAAAAUAAAUACUUUGAACACUGUAUAACAAGUAAACAAAAAAGUAUAAUUUAUAUAAUUUUUGAGAUGGGAUUGAGGCCAGUAAAUGUAAAUUACCUUAGAUGAAACAUUAUUUGCAACCAGUUCCAAUAUAUUUAUUAGUAAGUUGAACGCCUUGGUUUAGUGAUCCCUAUUUAUUUUAGUUAUUGGCAUGCGGGGCAUAGAUUUAACCAGCACCAUUUCAGUUCAAUUAUAACUUCUACCUUCUUAGCUUAUUAUUAUACAAGGUGCGUUCCA